This is a messenger RNA of Myxocyprinus asiaticus (Chinese sucker), 3229 nucleotides long. RefSeq names its product protein mono-ADP-ribosyltransferase PARP3-like. NCBI's taxonomy places the organism in Eukaryota, Metazoa, Chordata, Actinopteri, Cypriniformes, Catostomidae. Gene Ontology annotation, molecular function: NAD+ poly-ADP-ribosyltransferase activity. Gene Ontology annotation, cellular component: site of double-strand break. The coding region runs from base 675 to 2117 and encodes 480 amino acids. The record is from RefSeq and is a predicted model, not a curated record. The transcript has 10 exons.
UAUAAAAUACAUGUUAACGGUCAAACGAUCUGUAGACCAUAAGUUGCCAUGUAACGCUACAGCUGCAUGCGGAUUUUAGGUCAAAACCCCUUGCGAUAACGUCAUAGCUAAUUUGUUGUUCGGCUGCCAGAAAGAUUACGUCACUUACAGUAAACUCCAGCACUGUAUCUCAGUUGCAUUGUACAUUGCGUUGUCACAACAGACACGCAGCAGCCAUUAUGCAUACUGUGCAUCAGUUUCUACCACAUUUUGAAUGAUUUUCUUUUUGAUUGCCCUUUAUAAUGUGUUGUGAUUUAGUGUCUGAGGUGUAAUGUUCCUGUCUCUUAAUAUCUAAUAACUAAUUGAUUUGAUCAGAUAUUAAAAUUGAAGACACACAGUAAGUGCUUAUCAGAAUAUAUCAUACAAAUUAUAAUAUGACUUAAAUAUAUGUUGAAAGUAAGGGGAAUUAGAAUGGCACCUAAGCGAAGGGCAACAUCGAGUGCUAAAGCUGGAGGGAAGAAGGUAAAGGAGGAGCCCCAAGCUCCACCAAAGGACAAGUUUACCUCUGCCAAAGAGGCCCUGAAGGCAGCAGGGCCGGAGGUGAAGGGCUCGCGGAACCCAGACAGCUUUUGUCAUCUAUCAAACGCUGAGAACCAGACUCUAUUGAAAGCAGGCUCUGUUGCCUAGCCACACUCAUGGAAAAGUCACAUGUGAUUGAACAGGUUCAUGAAGAUUUUGACUGUAUGCUUAACCAAACCAACAUUGGACAAAACAACAACAAAUUCUAUGUCAUCCAAGUCUUAGUAUCUGGAGGGAGGUACUAUUGCUGGACAAGAUGGGGCAGAGUGGGGGAAACAGGCCAAAACAAUUUAGCUGGUCCAUCUAACGUUGAUGCAGCCAUUAAAUGUUUUGAAAAGAAAUUCAAAGACAAGACCAAGAAUAAUUGGAGUGAUCGAGAAAACUUUGUGUCACAUUCAGGGAAGUACACAUUGAUAGAGGUAGAUGGAGACCAGGAUGCAGAAGUGAAGGUGGACACUGUAGACAGUGGAGAUGUGAAGGUGAAAAAUGCUCAACAAGUUUUGCCUUGUACAUUGGAUGAGGCAACUCAAAGACUCAUCCGAUUCAUUUUCAACAACGACAUGUUCAAAGAAGCCAUGACGAGCAUGAACCUGGAUAUUAAGAAGAUGCCACUGGGGAAGCUGAGCAAGCAGCAGAUAGCUAAAGGCUUUGAGGCAUUGGAGGAGAUUGAAUCUGCAAUAAAGAAGGGGGAGCAGAAAAAGUUAGAAGACCUCACCAGCAAAUUCUUCACCAUCAUUCCUCAUAACUUUGGCCGCAACAGACCCCCUAUCAUCUCUGAUGAAUCUGUCCUUCAGAGCAAGAAGGAGAUGCUUCUGGUCCUCGCAGACAUUGAGGUUGCCCAGAGUCUUAAAGCUGAGUCUGAGAAAGUCAAAGAAGAGAUGGAGGACGCAGUGCCUCAUCCAGUGGACCAAAACUACCAGUCUCUCAAAUGCAAUCUUACCUUGCUGGAUAAGAAGUGCAAAGAAUUUAAGAUCAUUGAGAAGUACCUAAAUGCCACUGGAGGACAAGAGCUCUCUAUAAUGGACGUCUGGCAAGUUGACAGAGAUGCAGAGGCUGAGCACUUCAGUGAACAUAAUGCUUUGGAGAACAGGAAGCUGCUUUGGCAUGGAACAAAUGUUGCAGUGGUUGCAGCCAUUCUGAAGAGCGGCCUUCGUAUUAUGCCCCAUUCUGGUGGAAGAGUGGGCAGGGGAAUAUAUUUUGCCUCUGAAAACAUCAAAUCUGUUGGCUACGUCCGUCCAUCCAACAACAUUGGGAUUAUGUUUCUAAAUGAAGUUGCUUUGGGAAAAGAGCACACCAUCACACUCGAUGACUCCAGCUUAAGAAAGGCUCCUGCUGGCUAUGACAGUGUAGUUGCACGUGGACAGCAAGAACCAGAUCCUUCGAAAGAUGUCUUCAUUGAGUUUGAUGGUAAAAAGGUGGCAGUUCCUCAGGGAAAAGCCAUAAAACAGCCGCAGUAUGAGAGAAGUUAUUUCUCGAACAGUGAGUAUCUGAUUUAUAAGGAAAGUCAGUGUCGCAUCCGUUACCUCCUGGAGCUACAGUUCAAAAAUCUUUGGGACUAAGUUGAAAAAUGUCCGCUAAAUACAUUUCAACUUCUGUUAUGAGAGUUCACUCUCACUAUAGGGUAUUGAAUGUUAUGAUUAUUGUUUGAGAUCAUUGUUAUAGAAUGAAAGUUAAAUAAAAGAAAAGGGUGACACUGAUUUAAUAGGGCUUUUACUUAUUGAGUUGUAAAGGCUUAUACAUAUUUGAUUAAUACAUGACAUUUUUGAUCAUGUAACCCAAACUUUGGUUUAGUAUAGCUUUAUGUUUACUCGCUUCACCUUCUCUUUGGGUGAGGUUUGAAUGUUUUCCUAAAAAUGCUCUUCUAUAACUGACAAAUUAUUUAUUUAAUUGACGACUGCUGUUUUCUAUAUUGCCAUAAAUAUGUGUAUCUGUGUAUACCUGUUCAGUACAUACAAAAAACAAAUUAGUAAAUGUGUACACCUUUAAACACUGGCCAAUUAUGUUGAAGUAAUAUGCUAUUUUUAUUAAAAUAACAUACAAGUUAAAAAGGGGCAAACUAAAAGUGAUAAAAGAUUGUACAUUUCAUUUGAGAGCAUGUUUGGAAUUUUUCAUUUGGGUGUUUUUAUUUAAUUUAACCCUCAAUUAUAUUUUAAGUAUGUCUGAAUCCAAAUGGUUCUGGUUUACAGUGAGGGUUUUAUGUCGGCUGUUUAUUUUUGUUUCUUCUAACUUUCUGUUUUAAUAUGAUAAUUUCUGUCAAAUGUUCCUUAUUCAAGUUCAGUUUGCACUAAUUCAUGCAAUUAUCUGUGCAUGCAAGCUGCUCAAACAUUUGUAACAAAUAUGUAGGAAAUGUGAUGCCAUAGCCCUUUAAAGACUUUUUGUUUGGUUGGAUGUUUAAUAAUUGUAUUAGUUUGAAGCACUUUUGAUAUAUGCAAUCAUAUAGCACUACGAAGCCAACAGAUAUUUUCCCAAUGUUAUCUUUUUUUUUCUCUCUCUCUUUUUGCGUGUUAGGGUUAUAAAAAACACUAAUUUUGACAUACCAUACAUAUGUUAUGGUCCGCUUUGCAGUAGUGUUAUAAUGUAAGGUUUGCCUUUAUCAAUGUUAAUGUGAGUACCAGCCUCCAUAGUGAAAAGAAAAGCCUUGACUAUAAUAAAUCAUUAUAUUUCAACACUU